Hypanus sabinus (Atlantic stingray) is the source of this 4675-nucleotide messenger RNA. RefSeq names its product C-type lectin domain family 2 member B-like. Lineage: Eukaryota; Metazoa; Chordata; Chondrichthyes; Myliobatiformes; Dasyatidae. The record is from RefSeq and is a predicted model, not a curated record. Gene Ontology annotation, biological process: detection of molecule of fungal origin; positive regulation of phagocytosis; positive regulation of cell population proliferation. Gene Ontology annotation, molecular function: pattern recognition receptor activity; (1->3)-beta-D-glucan binding. The coding region runs from base 105 to 632 and encodes 175 amino acids. Gene Ontology annotation, cellular component: cell surface. The transcript has 5 exons.
AUCAAGGCAGGCUUCCUCUGACAACGGCUACUUCCUCUCGCUGAGCUGAGAGACACAGAGGAACCUCGACAGGAGAACUGAGCGAUUCUUCCAUCAAUGCCAAGAUGGAAUCACGGUCUCCAUCCAGAGCUGCGCAUGAGCAGGAGCCGAGACAUAGACCGUGCCGUAAGAUCUGCCUACUCUGCCUCGUUACGUCCGUCCUCGUCGCGAUAGUUGCCGGGCUCUCGAUCCAUGAGAAAGCGUGUUCCCAGGACUGGAUCGGAAAUGCAGGCCUGUGUUAUUUCAUAUCCACGUUUGAAAGUUCUUACGAGCUGGCGAAGCAACUUUGUUCUAUCCCUGAAUCAAAGCUUCUUGAAAUAAGUUCAAACGAGGAAGAGGAUUUUGUUGACAGCGCUGUCCGCGGCGAAGACAGUUCAUACUGGAUUGGAACAUGCAAAACGGGGAAAGUGGCCUCUAACGUCGUGUACAAGGUGAACUCUGGAAAGUUCGAAUGCGGUGAAUGUAAAUCCGGUUGGAUUGGCAGUUGCAAAAAUGAUCAGCACCGUUUCAUUUGUGAGAAGCCCGCAGCUUUGUGCCCGGAUAUUCCAGAAAAGAUCCGGGAUCUCUGUCAAAAUCCCGUGGAGCGUACUUAAAUCAAGUGGCAUCAUUCUCUUACCCCUAUUCCAGCUCUCUCCCCGAGUCUGACAACCCCAUCCGCUCUGCCCCUCGCCCCUACCCCAUUCUCCUCUCUCUACCUAUGGCACUCUUACUCGGCAUCUCGCUUGUGGAUCAGAACUGAGGGGAUGAUGAGUCUCAACGCCGGACUGUUGUCAGCCAACAGCAGCCUAACAUUGGUGAUGUAAUGUCCAGCGAGAGUUCGUCACAUUACAGCGGUCACGACUUUACUAAAGAGGGUGUCGACACAGGAUAGGAGGGGCUUCUCAAAGCAGCCAGUCACAGUAUCUGUGAGCGUCACUGGGCUGUUGUAGUUGAGGCAGGUCACCCUGCUCUUCUCGGGCACUUAAUCCCAGUAGGUGUGAGUGUCACUGGGCGAUUGUUGUUGAGGCAGGUCACCCUACUCUUCUCGGUCUCUGGUGUGAUAGUCGCCCUAUGGAAGCAGGUGGGAUAUUCCGACUGCAGCAGCAAGAGAUUGUGGAUGUCCUCGGACACUGCAGCCUCCGCUGCAGUCGCUCUCCUCUGCAUCACCUUAUCAAUUAUCCAAGCCCCUCCCAUUCUCCCUGUCUCCAUCAACCCCUUCAUCACCUACACCCCUCCACUUCUCCGUCCGUCCCUCCCUCUCCGAUGCCCUUUCUGCGAUAGUCGCAUCAUCCCCUACAGAAACGUGCUCUGUCACCUCCCCCCUCCCCACCCUCCAUAUCAAACGGCUCCCUGCUUGUGUUCAAAGCGAAUUGAGGGGACAAUGCGUAUCAAUCCCAGGAUCAUUCCCGCGAGCUUCAUUUCAAUCCUUUCCAAUGCAAGCACACCUGGCCGGUUUACAUAAGGGACCAGAACGUAAAACUCGCCAGUGUUUUACAACACCCAAACUUCGCUUUUUUAUUGAAAUCAUCUUGUUAUGAAAGCUUCCUCGCCACCGACUCCACCUUUGAAUUAACAUUUAGGGAACGGUGUACGACGUCACCCGCGUCCCUAUGCGCCUCAGUUUAUUUUUUUUAAAUUUUCUCUCCACUUAGAAAAUAGUGUACGCCUUUAUUUCUUCGACCAAAUUGCGUGGCCAUACACAUCCCGCCACGGUAAUCCACCCGAGGCUUCUUUGUCCAUUCGCUCAAUCUCUCUGAACCCUUCUGUAGCCUCCCUGCUUCCUCAGUACCACCUGUAGAUCGGUGACGUCACUGCCGGUCUGCACUGACUGAGGUUUCCCGAUGAGGAUGUCCAUCAUCCAGUUACCCAGGGAGGUUCACUGGCCCAGGAUCUGGAGCUUGUAGAUCAGAACAGAGGAAAUGUUUAUGCUGAACGCCAACAGCAACCUGACGGUGGUUUUGUAAUAUCCCUCCUCAUUCCCUGCAGAAGCGCUGCUCCGUCACCCCCCUCCCCUCAAACACCCUCCUGCAUGUAAUCACAUGUAUUGUCUGUAUUGUCUAUUGUCUAUCCUAUUGUCUAUUGUCUAUUGGGAAUCAAGGGAUAUGGGGACAAGGCAGGGACUGGGUAUUGAUAGUGAAUGAUCAGCCAUGAUCACAGAAUGUCGGUGCAGACUCGAGGGGCCGAAUAGUCUACUUCUGCACCUAUUGUCUAUUGUCUAUUGUCUAUUGUAAUUGCGGGAAUAAUGGGGUAUUGAUCUCUCCGUUCUGAGCGUUUCUAGCCUUUCAGGCUGGUUGUGUGGUUUCUCAUCACCUCCUCCCAGUGGCUGCAAACUCAACACUUCUUCACUGCCCUCCCCCUCCUCCCAUUCUCCUAUUCCCUCUGCUCUAAAUCCGGUGGGUCACAAAUAACUGUCUCUGAGACAAACGCAGAAUUCGGUUAGGCGGGAUCGCCGUCUUCCUGGUGAUCGGUGAGAGAGGAGACAGGGAGCUUCGCCUUGUUUCUUGACGACGUCAGUGUGUUAUGGGACAAUACGGAUGAAGCUUCACUCUGUAUGAACAAACUAAUCAAGAAAUAAUGGUGCAGUGUUCCCUGAAGGUGGAAUCUCAUGUGGAUACGGUGGCGAAGAAAGCUUUUGGUAUGCUGGCCUUUAUAAAUCAGAACAUUGAGUAUAGGAGAUGGGAUGUAAUGUUAACAUUGUACAAGGCAUUCGUGAGGCCAAAUUUGGAGUAUUGUGUACAUUUCUGAUCACCGAAGAAUAGGUAGGAUGUCAACAAAAUAGAGAGAAUGCAGAUGAGAUUUACUAGAAUGUUACCUGGGUUUCAGCACCUAAGUUACAGAGGAAUAUUGAGCAAGUUAGGUAUUUUUUGUUUGUCGCGUAGAAGGGUGACGGGGGAGUUGAUAGAGGUAUUUAAAAUUAUGAUACAGAUAGAUAGCGUUGGACUGGAUAGGCUUUUUUCUAUUAGAGAAGUGGAGAUUCAGGCAAGUGGACUUGAGUUGAGAGUUAAGGGGCAAAAGUUUAGGAGUAACUCGAGGGGGGACUUCUUUACCCAGAGAGUGGCAGCUGUGCGGAACGAGCUUCAGGUAGAAGUGGUAGAGCCAGAUUGGAUAUUGUCAUUAAAAAAAGAAUAGGUAUAUGGACAGGAAAGGAAUGGAGGGUUAUGGGCUGAGUGCAGGUCGGUGGGACUAGGCGAGAGUAAGCGUUCGGCACAGACAAGAGGAGCCGAGUUGGCCUGUUUCCGUGCUGUAAUUAUUAUAUCAUUAUAUGGUUGUACGUGUCGGACCCCCGAUCGGGAGUGUUUGGACAGAGCUGAGUUUCUGUGUCUCUCUCCUUCUCCUUCCCUCCCUCUCAUCCUCUCAAUAUAACCUCCAUCAUCCCACCUGCCUUCACUCUACCCCUCCAUCCUAUCCAAAUAUCCCUUCUCCUUUCCCCUUGCACCUGACUUGCAAUGGAGAAUGUGACCGAUCUCGACUGCGAUGAUAAAAAUAAUGACGGGAAUGUCCGGCCAUUUCACCUCCUGUCCAGUGGGCAGCGCCGUUCAGAACUGCCGGUCGGUUUGUUAUCAGAUGUCCGUCAGUUGCGACUCGAGUGCGGGCGGGAGAGAUUGGGAAAAAGAGGAAAGAUGAGUGUGAGGGUGGUGGAGAAAGGGAGAGGGAAGAGAGAAACAGAGCGCUGUGUGAGAAGGACAGUGAGAUCGAAAGGCAUAGGGAGAGAGUGGCUGGAGCUGGGGAGGGAGCAGAAGAGAGGAGCGAAAUUGAAGCAGGUUAGGGGAACUCAUGCAGGAAAGAGAGGGGAUAGUGAGGGGGAGGCAGUGUGCCAUACAGAGAGAAAGAAACGUGUAGACCGAGGGAAAUUGACUGGGAUUGCGACGGAAGUCAGAGAGAUAGAGAGAGAAGGACAGGAAAGGGAGGAGGAGAGAGGGGAAAGGACUGGGAGCGAAACGGGAGGAAGUUUGGGAGAGCAAGAGUGAUGGGCAGAGAGAGAGAGAGAAGGUGAGAAUGGUGAUCUGGGCAGAGAUAGGGGUUCACUGACCAAAAAGAGGAUAGAGUGUUGCAGGUGAGUGGAAGGUGGGGAAAGAGAAGCGCGAGCGUGUUGGUGAUGGAGUAAAGAGAGAGGUAAAUAUGCGUACAGAUUAGAAGGGAGUAACAAACAAUGAUGAGCUUAUGAUCAAUGACCUUAUGGGUACCAUAUGUUGGCUGCUGUCCAGCCAAAAAGGGAACCUUACCCAGCAACAAGUGAUUUCCCAGACAUUGUUCCCUAAUAACGUUAGUCAGUUGUCCAUAUAAAGAAAUAUCUUGUCGCACAAAGCAUUUUUGAGGUAUAACAUAACUAAAUAGGGGAAGGACAGCGCAGGGGGUUGGUAAAAAUUUGGAGAGUAGGGGGAGGUGUCAACAUAAGGAAAUGAGAUUAUAUCCAAGCUCACCUUGGCUGAAAUAAUUAUAACGAACCAAUAAUGAUUUUAAAACUAAUUGCAUCUUAGCAUGUGAUUGAAACUAUUCUAAGACUGUAUUAACUCGCGUAAUUAUAAUAUUCCCUGCUAUGAUCAACGUUAUAAAUUAUGUGGAAUUGUGUGCGAGGGGAGGGAAGUGUACUGACUGUCUCUUUGGGAGAUCAGUCUGUAACUCCCACCACCCCCCCCCACCCCGCCAUGAAUAAAGA